CUCUUUCUGCAAAGCAGAAGGUACCUUCGAAUGGCUCCGAGGAAGAAGCUCACCUCAUCUUCGUCCAAGAAAUCAAACCCUAACCAGGGCUCUCAGCCUUCCAAGUUUGGAAUCCAGCACUUCUUCGAGCGUCAUUCUCAGAACCACGAUACCACGAGUGCAUCUCAAAAUCCCUCCAAACCCUCUGGUACUCUGCAAUCCCUUCAGAAUCGCCCUGCCCUCACCUCUGCUACCCCUAAUGGUGCUACGGUUUCCUCGCUCCAAAACCCUAGAAAAGCCCCAAAUUCGCGGGCGCCUGAUCUGGGUAAUGCUGCCUCAGUCCUCCAGAACCUUGAGAACGGUUUGGUUUCUAAAUCAUCGGCUCCGCGCGAAGCUGCUUUGGCUCUCGGGAACCGGGGAGACGAGUCAAAUUUAAGAACUGCUGAUGAUAGGGGUGCUUUGAAAUCGGAAGUACGUGAUCCGAAAAACGCAAUUUCAAGAGAGAAAAACCCUAAAGAGGCAGUGAAUUUGCAGAAGACCGAUACGAAUAAUCUUUCACAAAAUACGCCUCCUGAGAACCUCAUGGAAUUUUCAGUUAAUGCUAAUGGGAAUCCACUGGAAGAGUCGCCAGAAAUUUCUAAGUCCGUUUCUGUCAAGCGGUUCAAAUUUUCACCCGGAAUGUUGAUAAAGCAGAGUCAGGAUGAUGGAGGGGAUGAGGUCACAUGGAAGAUAUCUCCUGUAAAUGAGCGUCUUCAAGCCAUGUCAGAGCACAUGCCAGAGGUGAUGAGAGCGUUGGCAAAUGCUUCAAGGAUGAACUCUUCAAAUUUUCGUCAGUGCUCACAGAAUAAGACUUCUCCUGCUUCAGUGGGCAAGCUUGAAAAUUGGCUUUCUUCACCACAACUUAGAGGUGAUGAUAGAUCUCUGGUAUUAGCAAAUAGAGUUAGUUCGAAAAGAGUUAGCCCUGACAUGGAGAUGGAUUUUCCUGACAAUGCUAUUGAUGCGAAUAACUCUAGUGUACUUAAGGGACAAAGUCCUUUCAGGACUCCACCUUCUUUAUCAUACUGUGAUGAUAAGUUCGCUAAUAUUAUUGCAUUUGAUAAAGCAUCUGAUCAGCCAGGUUUGAGGCUACAAAAAAAGGCAUUGCUUGAACUUUUAGAUCAAGUGGAAGAUGUUAUUUCUGUUGAAGAAUCAAUUUGUAAUGACUCGGGAGCUUGCUUGUUAAAAGUUGAUGACAGAUUUCGUCAUAAGAUGACUGUUAAAAUUGAUCCUGGGACAGAUAGGCCUGCAACAGAUUUGCCUGGAAGAUUCAAUAGGGCAUCCUCAAAUCUUAAUUUUCUUGUUUUGGAGGUUUCGGAGAAGUGUAAACAUACUGAUUCAUGUGGUAAUCAAUGCUCAUUUAAGGUUCUUCGCCUACUGAAUGAGCAAAGUGGAGAAGAGCGGGCUGUGCAUUUGUUGGAUGAAUGGUUUUACAGUGUUGUUGCACCUGGAGAUACUGUACAUGUGAUCGGUGAAUUUAAUGACCAGGGAACAUGCGAAAUUGAUCAUGAAAACAAUCUUCUUGUUGUUCAUCCUGAUAUGCUGGUGUCUGGUACCAGGGUUGCUGCUAGUUUUAGUUGCCCAAGGCGAGCUGUCCUGGACGAGAGGUUAAAAUGUGGUGAGCAUUCAACUGCAGCAUUAAUUGGUACAUUGCUGCACCAAAUUUUUCAGGCUGGGCUUAUUAAGGAUGUUCCCAGAAAAGAUUUCUUGGAGGAGUAUGCAAGAAUUGUGCUCCAGAAAAAUGUUGAGAGCUUGUAUGCUUGUGGAGUAAAUGAAACUGACACGUGGAAAACCUUGAUUGAGGCAAUUCCAAGAAUAUUAAAUUGGAUAAACCUCUUCAAAGCCUCACAGAAUUCAAAGGUACCUGCUGUUGAUUUUGGAUCUGAUGACGGGCUGAAAAGGAUCAACAUCUCUGAGGUAAUAGAUAUUGAGGAGAUGGCAUGGGCCCCAAAAUAUGGCUUGAAAGGAAUGAUUGAUGCUUCUCUCCGGAUAAAAGUUGGGCCUCAUGCUGAAGAAAUUGACGAGAAAAUUGUGCCUCUGGAGUUUAAAACUGGGAAAAGUACCGGUGGCCAGGCAACUAUGGAGCACACUGCCCAAGUGAUCCUGUACACUCUGCUUAUGUCUGAGAGGUAUCUAAAGCCUAUUGAUUCUGGUCUUCUAUAUUAUCUCCAGACAGAUCAGACACAGGGAAUUGCAGUUCGAAGAUCUGACUUGGUUGGGCUAAUCAUGCGUCGCAAUGAACUUGCAAAUGAUAUACUAAAGGCAUUGACAAUGCAGCAAUUGCCCCCAAUGUUACAGAGUCUGAGCAUGUGCAGAGGUUGUCGCCACCUCCAAUUUUGUACCAUCUAUCAUAAGGUACAUGGUGGUAGCAUAGAGAGUAGUGGAUUGGGUGAUGUAUUUGAGUCAAAUGUUAACCACUUGACAACAGCUCAUUGUGCUUUUCUUCGACACUGGAAUCAUUUGAUAGACUUAGAAGCCAAAGAAAUGCAGGUUGCAAAAAAAAGAAUUUGGCAUUCACAUAGUUUGAAGAGUGAUUAUUCAACUAAUUGCCUUCCAUCGAUCGUUCUUGAUUCUUCAUGUGAACUCCCUCAGAAGCCUGUCAAUGACAAUCGAUUUAUUUAUCGUUUUCUGCGUCAAGAUUUGCCUGAUCUUGAUAAGAAAGACGACCGUGCAGAUUCUUUGAGUGCUUUACCUUCUCCAGUGAAUGAUUUAGAUUGCACACUUAGAGCUGGAGACUAUGUGAUCCUUAGCAUUGAAUCUAUCCACUUAGCGGUGGCAAGUGGGGUUGUAACAGAUAUCAACCGCUUUCAUGUUUCAGUUUCUUUUUCUAAGCGCUUAAGGCUUCCUAGGAGCCAUCCUUCUUCGGAAGCACGAGAUAUUCUUCAGCAGGUUUGGCGCAUUGACAAGGAUGAAGCCAUAGCUUCAUUUGCUCUUAUGAGAUUCAACCUUGUUCAGCUUUUUCUUCAAAACGAGCAGAGUUCCCAUCUCAGGAAGAUGAUAGUUGACCUUGAGCCUCCUAGAUUUGACAGUGGUUGUAUAUUUAGUCAAGAUCCAGCAAUAUCUUAUGUAUGGUCUGAGAAGAAUUUGAAUAAUGAUCAGCGCCGAGCCAUACUCAAGAUUCUUACAGCAAAGGAUUAUGCUUUAAUUCUAGGAAUGCCUGGAACAGGCAAGACAUCCACUAUGGUGCAUGCUGUGAAGGCAUUGUUGAUGAGAGGGGCAUCCAUCUUGCUUACAUCAUACACAAAUUCAGCAAUUGAUAAUUUACUUAUCAAAUUGAAAGCUCAGGGCAUUGAUUUUGCCCGUGUUGGAAGACAUGAUGCUGUGCAUGAGGAAGUUAGGGGCAAUUGCUUUUCAGCAAUGAACAUACAAAGUGUUGAGGACAUUAAGCAAAGACUGGAUCAAGUUAAAGUUGUUGCAGUUACUUGUUUGGGAAUAACUAACCCCUUGCUUGCCAACAAAAGUUUUGACAUCUGCAUAAUGGAUGAAGCUGGACAGACUACCCUUCCGGUAUCCCUGGGACCACUAAUGCUUGCCUCAAUCUUUGUCCUUGUCGGUGAUCAUUAUCAACUUCCACCGCUUGUCCAAAGUACUGAGGCUCGAGAGAGCGGAAUGGGGAUUAGUCUUUUUUGUAGGCUGUCUGAAGCACAUCCCAAUGCAAUUUCAGCAUUGCAAAGCCAGUACCGUAUGUGUCAAGGCAUUAUGGAACUAUCCAAUGCAUUGAUAUAUGGUAACAGAUUGCGUUGUGGUUCUCCUGAAAUAGAAAAUGCUAAACUCAAAUUUUCCGGUUCAAGUUCUAAUUCAUUAUGGCUAAAGAAGGUUUUGGAUCCGAGGAGACCAGUUAUAUUUAUUAAUACAGAUAAGUUGCCUGCUUUUGAGGCAAAAGAACACAAGACUGUAAAUAACCCAAUUGAAGCUUGCAUUGUUGCAGAGAUUACAAAGGACUUGGUUAGCAGUGGCAUUGAAGGAGAAGAUAUUGGAAUCAUUACCCCCUACAAUUCUCAGGCAUCUCUCAUCCGACAUGCUACUGUUUCCUUGAAGUCUGUGGAGAUACAUACCAUUGACAAAUAUCAGGGGAGAGACAAGGACUGCAUACUAGUCUCCUUUGUAAGAUCUAGUGAAAAUCCAAGGAAUUGCAUUUCUUCCUUGCUUGGAGACUGGCACAGGAUUAAUGUGGCGCUAACACGCGCAAAGAAGAAGUUGAUCAUGGUGGGAUCAUGCAGAACCCUUUCUAAGGUUCCUCUGCUGAAGCUUCUUGUUGAGAAUGUUGAGAAGCAAUCAGGCGUUUUGACGGUAUUGGAGAAGGAUAUGAAACACCAAGAAGGGCUAAAGAGAUGCUCUCAAUUUAGAUAAUUUUGUCCCUUUCUAAUCGUCACUAAUCUAAUCAGCUGGAAGAUGAUUGGUCUUGCUGAAGUGAAAUCUGGCCUAUAUUACCUACAACAACCUUCUAUUCCAGCAAGGAGCAAAACUGAUUUCAAUUGUGCACCUUCGGUUCCUUUAGCAAAUACUUGUAACACCAAUGCUGAUAUAUGGCAUCUUCGAUUAGGACAUAUUCCUCCUACCAGAUUAAAAAUCAUUAGUGAAAUAGAUUCCAAUGUAUCAACACCUCAGAAUCAUAUCUGUGAAGUCUAUCCUUUAGCAAAACAAAAGAAGAUUCCAUUUCCU
Messenger RNA from Malania oleifera, 4677 nucleotides. Its product is annotated as DNA replication ATP-dependent helicase/nuclease JHS1. The record is from RefSeq and is a predicted model, not a curated record. Gene Ontology annotation, cellular component: cytoplasm. Bases 31 to 4365 code for a protein of 1444 amino acids. Lineage: Eukaryota; Viridiplantae; Streptophyta; Magnoliopsida; Santalales; Ximeniaceae. Gene Ontology annotation, molecular function: single-stranded DNA helicase activity; 5'-flap endonuclease activity. The transcript is spliced from 35 exons. Gene Ontology annotation, biological process: replication fork reversal.